AUGCCCCCACUCGAGCCCAGCACCCCUACUGCAAAAACAGUCCCAGAGCAACACAACGUAGCUGACGCACAACACGUCGCCAAGGUUGCCAGGUCGGAGAAGGUAGAUCCCAGAAGCAGGGCGCCCGCCUCGGGGCAGGGCAGCCACGGGAAAGGCGCCUACCAGGACCGCAACAAGCCGGCCCAGAUCUGCUUCAGCAACAUUUCCGCCGCCAAAGCGGUUGCUGAUGCCAUUAGGACAAGCCUUGGACCGAAAGGAAUGUACAAAAUGAUUCAAGAUGGAAAAGGUGGUGUGACCAUUACAAAUGGCAGUGCCACCAUUCUGAAACAAAUGCAAGUAUUGCACCCAGCAGCCAGAAUGCUGGUGGAGCUGUCUAAAGCUCAAGACAUAGAAGCAGGGGAUGGGACCACGUCGGUUGUCAUCAUUGCUGACUGUCUCGUAGACUCCUGUACCAAGCUUCUGCAGAAAGGUAUACAUCCAACCAUCAUUUCUGAGUCAUUCCAAAAAGCUUUGGAAAGGGGUCUUGAAACCCUUAAUGACAUGUCUCGACCUGUACAACUGAGCGACAGAGAAACCUUGUUAAAUAGAACGACCACUUCGUUGAAUUCAAAGGUUGUCUCUCAGUAUUCAAGUUUACUCUCUCCAAUGAGUGUCAAUGCAGUGAUGAAAGUGAUUGACCCAGCCACAGCUACCAGUGUAGAUCUUAGAGAUAUUAAAAUAGUGGAGAAGCUUGGUGGGACAAUAGAUGACUGUGAGCUGGUAGAAGGGCUCGUUCUCACCCAGAAAGUGGCAAAUUCUGGCAUCUCAAGAGUGGAGAAGGCCAAGAUUGGGCUUAUUCAGUUUUGCUUAUCUGCUCCUAAAACAGAUAAGGAUAAUCAGAUAGUAGUGUCUGACUAUGCCCAGAUGGAUCGAGUGCUCCGAGAAGAGAGAGCCUAUAUUUUAAAUUUGGUGAAGCAGAUUAAGAAAACAGGAUACAAUGUCCUGCUCAUACAGAAGUCUAUCCUAAGAGAUGCGCUUAGUGAUCUUGCAUUACAUUUUCUGAAUAAGAUGAAGAUUAUGGUGGUUAAGGACAUUGAAAGAGAAGACGUUGAGUUCAUUUGUAAGACAAUUGGAACCAAACCAGUUGCUCAUAUUGACCAGUUCACUGCUGACAUGCUGGGUUCUGCUGAAUUAGCAGAGGAAGUCAAUUUAAAUGGUUCUGGAAAACUGUUCAAGAUAACAGGUUGUGCAAGCCCAGGCAAAACAGUUACAAUUGUCGUGUGUGGUUCUAACAAACUGGUGAUUGAAGAAGCUGAGCGCUCCAUUCAUGAUGCUCUCUGUGUUAUUCGCUGCCUAAUUAAGAGAGAGAGAGAGAGAGAGAGAGAGAGAGAGAGAGAGAGAGCUCUUAUUGCAGGAGGUGAUGCUCCAGAAAUAGAGUUGGCCCUGAGACUGCUCAUGAGUACUGAGUACUCAUGAACACUGAGUGAUAUGGAAUCCUACUGUGUUCAUGCUUUCACAGAUGCCAUGGAAGUCAUUCCAUCUACACUAGCUGAAAAUGCUGGCCUGAAUCCCGUUUUUACGGUAAUGGAACUAAGAAACAGACAUGCCCAAGGAGAAAAAACUACAGGCAUUAAUGUCCAAAAGGGUGGAAUUUCCAACAUUUUGGAGGAAAUGAUUGUCCAGCCUCUGUUGGUGUCAGUCAGUGCUUUGACCCUAACAACUGAAACCAUCCAGAGCAUUCUGAAAAUAGAUUAUGUGGUAAAUACUCAAUAA
Messenger RNA from Peromyscus leucopus (white-footed mouse), 1752 nucleotides. RefSeq names its product T-complex protein 1 subunit delta-like. Lineage: Eukaryota; Metazoa; Chordata; Mammalia; Rodentia; Cricetidae. Gene Ontology annotation, cellular component: chaperonin-containing T-complex. Gene Ontology annotation, molecular function: ATP hydrolysis activity; ATP binding; ATP-dependent protein folding chaperone. The record is from RefSeq and is a predicted model, not a curated record. Gene Ontology annotation, biological process: protein folding.